GAUAGCUCAGAUGAAACUCGCCCAUUUAAAAUAUGUCAUCGGCUCGAUUAAUAACAAAGAAAAGUCAAAUCUCCAAAAAAUUACAAACAGCAAAAUGAAACAAAGUUCCUUAUCUAUAUUUGCCGAAGACAUUCUAAAGGAUUAUGGCACAUUUAUGGAGCAACACGAUAGCAAAAUGCAAUUGUUACGAAAACAAAUGCUCAACAAUGGCACAGAAGAGCAAUUGUUGACAUCAGUGCUGCCGGCUAUUGAGAUUAAGUACAUAGAGAACGAUAGCAUAAAUGGAUUCUUCAACCUGAGACUCACUGAGCCAGAGCUGCUGGCCAACAAACCGCUCACAACUUUGUCCAAUUUGUGCAAUCAGUGCAACGACUUAACGCAAAUCGCACAACAAUUGCAAUUGAAGUUCCUGAGCACGAGCAACCAGAUAGAGACUCUGCAAAUUUCACUAGGCAUAAGUCCGAACAUGAGCCUCGAGCACAUACUGUGUAAAAUGAGUUCGGCCAUUGAUUUCUUCUGUCAGGUGUAUUUCAUGCUCAAGCGAGCGAUUGCUGUGCUCCAGAAUAUUUGGAUGCAAAUCACGAGCUAUGCGUCCAUCGCUAUCGAUAUACACGAGGCGCAUCUCUUUAAUAUCUUUGAUGCAAUGGCCGAGCUGCUGCAGCACAUUGUGACCUUUAACGAGAUCACCGAGCAGUCGAAUCUAUCGAGCAAAUGGAGCUUCUACAGGAAAUGGCUUCAGACGUUGGCCAAGAACAGCGAAACAUUUGAGCGCUGCAGCAGCUUCGAGCUAAAUGGCCUGGAGACAUCGCUCAAUGAUAUAGAAAAUGUGAUAACUGGCAAUAUCUUUCGGAUAUUCCUGCACAGCUUGCUGGAGACCAAGCGACAGCUGAAUCUGAAGGAUGCCAAUGUUAAUUAUAUAACGCAACAUUCCAAUGCCUAUAUACGCAAGCUGAUGAGCUGCCUGGAAGCAAAUCAGGCGCACGAAUUUAAGCACUACGAGGAUCCCAAGUAUUUGCUGCGACUCACUGCAUUUAUCUGCGUGCUGCAUCAGCUGGGCAUUCUGCUCGAUGGCAAGCUGCUGAAGAACGCCCUGGACACACUGCUGCGCUAUCAGCGUGUGUCCUUGGAGCGAAACGUCUAUUGGUCACCGCAGGCAUUCAUCGCCAAGCACGCGAAGACGCUGCUCAAGGCGCAGGACAAGCCACAUGACAACCUCAAGCAAUAUCUGGCUACAGUGGAGCGGAUAAACGGCAACGAUUUCAAGACCUGCCGCCAACUGGGCACCCAACUGACCCUGUGGUCGAUCAGCAUGCAAAGGGUGUUCACGACCGGCUGCUUUGACCAGCUGAAGAGCUUCUCGAAGCUGAUCAUCCAGGGCCAGGGCUAUGCGAACCAGGUGAAUAACCUCAUCGACGGCCUCAUCAAGCGGCAUUUGACCCUGAACCUGCCCGUAGGCAAGGCCACCCUAUUCACGAUCUGUAAGCUCAUGCAAUACCUGCAAGUGCUGCAGAAGAUCUUUGCUGACAAUCAAACAUUGUGCAUACGCUUCAUGAGCAGCCUGCUGCAAUGGCAAAAGCAAAAGAUUCAGCAUCUCCUCAUGCUGACCAAGAAGAGUAUUGUGGAUCUCAAGCUAAUGCAGAAGAAGAUGAGUAUUUUGACCACCCUGAAAUUGUCGGAGAAGUCCAUCAAGGGCUAUCCCAACAAACGGCAACUGAACAUGGUGAAUCUGGCGCUCAGCGAAUAUCUGGACAAGGAUCGCACACUGCCCGCCGACAAGCAGAAGCUGCUCAAGUCCAUUUCGCUGCGCACCCACAAUCUCUGUCGCCUGCAAAGGAAUAUGCUGGGCCAGUUCGAUGCGACGCAGCUGAUCAGCAAUUACGACGCGUUGGCGCUGGCCUCCGAAGCCGGGCUCAAGGAGUAUGUUCAGCAGCAACAUAAUCCCUAUCAACUGCAGAAUCUGUUUGCAGCCAGCAGCAAAUUGGACAAAAAUCUGGGCUUAUUCCAGCUCGGCGAUGGGAGCUGCCAGACCACACAGAAAUUACUGGACUGCGAGCGGGACUUCCUGUGCAAUCAUCUGGAGUAUCUGCUGCGUGUCGAGGCGCUGUCCCAUCUAUUCCUCAGUCAGGAGCAUCCGUUCACACAAACAACGAUCGACUACAGGAGCUGCAUCAAAGUGCCGGCAACAGAAGUGAACGGCGCUUAUAACAUACUAAAAGAUAACCUUGAGAACUAUUUUACGGCCACGUUCUAUAAUUUAACAACGAUUGCGCCUCACGAUUGGAAGUCAUAUGAGAAGAUGCGUCAUCUCGCCAAUAAAUUACUACAACUACGGCCUGUCGACGACUACUUGCCCAAUCAGAUAAUUGAUCAGGGCAUUGACGUCCUUCAGAUAAUGCGCAAUAUCCACACGUUUGCCUCCUCCUACGCCUACAAUAUGAAUUUGCAACUGUUUGUGGAGAUGCAGAGUCGGAACAAGCAUUUGGAUAUAAUCGGAACGCGUCAUGUGGCCAAUUCCGUGCAGACCCAUGGCACGGGCAUUAUAAAUACGACCGUGAAUUUCAUCUAUCAGUUCUUGCGCCAGAAGUUCUAUACGUUCUCAACAUUCUUGCACGAUGAGCAUAUUAAGUCGCGACUCCUAAAGGAGUAUCGCUAUCAUGCCGAGCAGAAGCAUAAGAAACCCUACCAAUCGUAUCCUUACGAGAGGGCCGAGAGCUUCAUCAAGAAAAUACGCAAACUGGGCGUAUCCAGCAAUGGCGAGACAUAUAUGGAUCUAUUUAGGAAGGUUAUAACACAAGUUGGCAAUGCCGUGGGCUAUGUACGUCUGCUGCAAUCGGGCAGCAAAAACGCCAACUUUAGAAGCCGCUCCUUUAUGUCCAGAUUCCACAGCAACUUUAUGCGCGGCGAGGCCAAAGACUUGGACCCGACGACCAUGGGUUCCAUCAGGGAAUACGAGAAGAGCGUGGAACAUCUCAAAGAAUGCUAUUCGGACUGCACCAACUACUUUAAGCUAUUGAUGCAAGGAUUCCAGCCAUUCCUUUGCAAUCCACACAAUCAUCACCUGCGCACAUUCUUUCUCAUCGCGCCCGCUCUGAUCAUGAACUACAUCGACUAUCGGGUCAAGGAGAAACUGAAAAUGUACAAAAAGGAUCAGUCAAAGUGUUCGCUAUUCGAGGAUGGCUUUGCCAUCGGCCUCGUCUACAUUCUCAACAUGCUGAAUCAGCUGGGCGACUUCCAUGAGCUCGGCUGGCAACUGACGACCACACAUCAACUAAAUGCCGAACGCAUGAAGCUCAAGAAUACGCUGGCCACACAAGCCAAGAAUCCGAGCAAUUCCACACACCCAACGGCCACCGACGAGAAGCUACUCCAAACUGUCGCCAUCACCGAGAGGCACGUGAAUGCCUUUGAGCAGGAAUACAAUUUACUCUAUGCCACCUUGAGCAGUGCGGAAAUCUUUUUUCAAUAGAGCUCCAUGUUGGAGCCAAAGCUGAAGAUCCAGU
Drosophila arizonae is the source of this 3500-nucleotide messenger RNA. It is a transcript of the gene SWIP, whose product is annotated as strumpellin and WASH-interacting protein. Gene Ontology annotation, cellular component: endosome; WASH complex. Gene Ontology annotation, biological process: endosome organization; endosomal transport. The record is from RefSeq and is a predicted model, not a curated record. Lineage: Eukaryota; Metazoa; Arthropoda; Insecta; Diptera; Drosophilidae.